Owenia fusiformis is the source of this 1036-nucleotide messenger RNA. The record is from the annotation of a GenBank genome assembly. Lineage: Eukaryota; Metazoa; Annelida; Polychaeta; Sabellida; Oweniidae.
AUUAAUUGAAAGGGGGACAGUAGUCCCUGGUGGGUCAAAUGGUACAAAUUCUCUUAAACAGUUAAAUCCUCCCUAUGAAUAUAUCAAAGGUAUGCGGCGAAUUCUAUCGACCUACGUAUUUGUUGUUACUCUUCUAUGUGGCCCUUCGCUUCAUCUCGCUAGUCACUGAACUCCGACAGAUCAGUUUCCAGGACGGAUUUUUCUAACACGAUAAGGCUGCAACCUCUCUCAUCUCAGUAUGUGCUCUGUUGUUAAAUUACGAAGGACUAAUAACAGCAUACAAUGGGGGUUCACCCUGGAGGGAGGCGUCGACCAGGGGUACCCUUUAUACAUAAAAACAAUAGUCCCUGGUUCGCCAGCACAAAAGCACGGACUUGCCCCUGGUGAUGCAGUUAUGAGGAUAGGAUUUGAGGACUGUCCCGGCAUGAAUCUUUCAGCUGGGAAAGCAGAGGUUCUUAGACAAGGGAAUCAACUUGAUCUCGUGGUGGAAAAGGGUGCAGUACAACCAGAUGAUCCCAGAGUAAGAGCAGCGGCUGAAAAUGCGCCGCGUGUGGAGCUCGUAGAGGAAACAUCACCUUUCAUCAAUCAGCCAGGAUCAGGGCCAAAAUUUAAAGAUGUUAAACCUAAGACAUACACCGUCUUGGAUCAAGAAUUACCAGAAUCUGAAAAAGGAGGUGGCAAGCCAUCCAGUAUAUUCGACAGAAAGCGAGAGGAAAGAAGCAAAUACCAACAAGCUACAGGACCCACGAUUCAAAAGGCUUACGGACAGAAGAAAUAAACUGAAAAUAUUUGUGUCUUUAAUACAUGCGCCGCUGUGAUCAAUGUUUAGAUGUGCAUGUUUCAUUAUAUGUGUCUCUGCACUAUUCAAAUUAUUCACAUAUGCUUAAAUCUAUAUACAACUGAUUACGUGGAGAAACUGACGGACGGAUAUAAUCACAAUAUAGACUAUCAUCGUGCCACACUAAAGUUUUUUAACAUUUUAUAUUUUUGGCCAUACCACUUGUAUACUGUAACCUUAUAAGGCACAGAUUAUAUC